UCUAAUAAUAUGCUUUAUAUAUAUGUGUAAUAAUCGUUAUAAUUUGUGGCAGAAGUGUAAGCAAUUUUCCAGGCAAAAGUAUAAAAUGUUUUUCAUAUUUCAUGUUUUGAUUCAUUUAUUAGCAUCAAUUAUCGGCACGCGAGUGCUUUCGUCAUGUUUUUACUAUCGCCCGUAAACGAAUAAACGCGUCGCGCGUUAUGUAAGAUAUGUAUACGAUUUAAUCUUGUGCGUCAUAACUUCUAAGUGUGUUAAUGUCAUUAGCGAGCAAAGUCAUUAGUAUGACUUUUCUUUCAUGUUCUUAGUGUUUUCACGUGAAAAAUAGUAUGAAAAUUUUAUAACUGCCUAGGCUGCUACAUAAGCCUUGUUCGAUUUUAUUCAUAACUGAAUUUUUAACUUGGUCGUAUAGUCGUAUACUUGUCACUAGGCAUAUUCUAUUUUCGACGUUUCCAUAAGACAAACGUGUUACAAUUUUGUUUCUCUCGAGUAUAUGAAACUUAGUAACCGAUUGUAGCUUUGUGAAAAUGUUGACUUAACUUUUUCAUCACAAUACAUGGUCACCGCUGACACAGCGAUUACAUAUACUGUUAUUGUGUUUUCAAAAGAGACUGCUUUAUAUAUUGUGGACACUCUUUCGAGCUAGUAUUUUACUUAUCCUAUUUAUUUGCAAGCAAGAAAUUGAUUUUAUGCCUUUUGACUGCCUUUAACUGCAGAGAUAUUCGUCAUUAAGAUCCCAGCACUUUUACUAGGCAGAAGUAAAAAGAAAGAGUAACAUUUAUUAGAUCCUGAGUCAUCCUGCAUAUUAUAUUGUCACUGGACCAGUAAACAUCUAUGGAGAGAAAACCAAAGAUUAUUGUCUUUGAUUUGGACUAUACUUUAUGGCCAUUUUGGGUUCACACUCAUUAUAUUGCUCCAUUCAGAAAAAAAUCUGAUAAAGUGGUAGAUGCGCAUGGUAAUAAUGUAAUAUACGAUCCUGAUAUACUUUAUAUCAUAAAACGAUUAUAUGAACAAGGAUAUGAACUUGGCAUAGCAUCACGUACAAAGGAAAUAGAAGGUGCCAAACAACUUUUAAAUUUGUUUGGCUGGGACAAAUAUUUCAAAUAUGUCGAAAUAUAUCCUGGUACGAAAGUUGCACAUUUCUCCAAUAUCCAGAAGAAUUCUAAAGUUCGUUACAGAGAUAUGCUCUUUUUUGAUGAUGAGUACAGAAAUAUUGUGGAAAUUGGCAAACUUUCUGUGUAUACUGUGUUAGUCACAAAUGGUGUGACUCAAGAUCUCAUAGAAAAGUCUUUGAAAGCAUUCAAUUGCCAAUUGUGCGAACAUAUUGAAGUACAGGCAUGUGGUUUGGAAUAUUCCUGCUUCCAAAAUGUGAUCGAGUCAUCCAGUUUCAUCCCAAUCUCUUUUAGGAAGAGGCUGUAGUACAAGCGCGCGUAGUGACUAAGACGAUGUCUACUUUUUAAUAUAGAAUGUAAAUGGCGCAUGCACGGAGGAAAUUUUUCCGAUUCUGCAUCUAUGUUUUCGAUAGUUACUCUUCCGUGGAUAGUA
This is a messenger RNA of Harpegnathos saltator (Jerdon's jumping ant), 1539 nucleotides long. RefSeq names its product magnesium-dependent phosphatase 1. Gene Ontology annotation, molecular function: acid phosphatase activity. NCBI's taxonomy places the organism in Eukaryota, Metazoa, Arthropoda, Insecta, Hymenoptera, Formicidae. The coding region runs from base 829 to 1413 and encodes 194 amino acids. The transcript is spliced from 7 exons. The record is from RefSeq and is a predicted model, not a curated record.